This is a messenger RNA of Suillus discolor, 1345 nucleotides long. RefSeq lists its product as uncharacterized. The transcript is spliced from 5 exons. Bases 411 to 1277 code for a protein of 288 amino acids. NCBI's taxonomy places the organism in Eukaryota, Fungi, Basidiomycota, Agaricomycetes, Boletales, Suillaceae. The record is from RefSeq and is a predicted model, not a curated record.
GUCAAUCACUUGUCAGUGUUAACUUAGUCAAGGACCGAAGGACUAAUUGAAGACUCUUCUAUAUGCGAGCGGUGAUUUUGUAUUAAUUGUGCAAAGUCUCAGUGCAAACACCACGUCUCGAUUCUCGAACAUACUAUAGUGUCCGUGGUCAUAGUAAUUGCGAGCCUGAGGUGGUGCAGCCUAUAGCUAAUCGGCAGAGGAACGUCAUGGCAUAUUCAGCGUCUUAUUCCUCUCCAGGAUCCGAGUCAUCGAUAUCUGGCAAAUUACCAUAGACGCUGCAGCGAAGUCACUGUCUACUGCUCGCAGAAGGCUAUCAUAUCCUACGGAUACAACAGUUGAUUCGCCCGGUUUAUGACCAUGUCGUUGUAUAUGAUAUAGGCCACCAUGAGGCUUUUUAUCUCGCCCAUACCAUGCACCCAACAUUCAGCGCCAUGUCCCCCGGUUCUGUUGACAUUUCCGAAAUGGGUGGAUCUAAGGCAUACAUUCACGUAUGUCUUGCAAACUACAUGCUAUUUUGUACGUUCCAGGCGCAGGGUCAUGUAUUUCAUCACCUACAUCACGAUGGUUGGCGCUAUAUACGAUCUCAAUAUGAUCUCAAUACCGUCGAAAGAUACCAGAGAGCUUGCUAUGAACCGAGAAGGAGUCAGACUUUCAUCACAGUAGGUACCAGGGCGGGAAGAGUUGAACAAGAGCCCAGUCAAACGGUGGCGCACCGAAUGGAUGCCACUGCAACUCUUGAGGCUACAAGAAGUUUGUCCAUUCUCAUGAGUCAGCAUCCAAGGAUUCUCGGGGUGGAAUUUGUCAUAAUACAGCAAGACGCACGCCAGCCCUCCGCGAAUUUACGUGUAUGUGUAUGUUGGCCGCCGGACCCAUUCGCGGACGUGUACCAAACAUGCCGCAAGCCGUCUAUGAAUAUACAAGCUCCGCGACCGGCCUUUCCUUCAGUAGGAGCCAGCGUGGUCGACGUUUCAGUUCAGUCAAUACGCACCGUACCUACUUCUCCAUCGCCGCUUAGUCCAUACCCAGAACCACCAUCUUCCGGGGGGACUCCAAAUGUACGGACCCUGUUGAGCACCAUGGGAUGUCACCUAUCACAGUGGGUAUUUCACAUCCCGACAUGCUCUUGUUUUCUCUCAGACGUUUCAAGGAUCAAUAAUCUAGAAGACCCUGAAAGAUCGAGCUCACCUUCAUCUACAAAGAUUUCUGACAUCACUGUUUUUGACCUAGACAGUUCAUAUAUUUAUCAACAUUCACAUGAUUCGUCAUGUGUUGUGUGAUCCUUGUGCUUUAUCGUGCUAGUAAUUGAACAGUGUGAGGGUAUAAUUACGUAGUUGCUUGAUCCAGG